GAGGGGCGUGCCUGGUGCCUGAUAAAAGGGGCUGCGCAGCGCUGGGACCGUUUUUUUGGUGUCCUGCCUGCAGCGCUCCUCGAGGGUGGGCAACCUUCAGGGUGACAAGAGGGCUCCAGAACUACUACUGCACGCAGCCCCGGGCAGCCGAGGACAGAACACAGAUUUAAUCCUCCCACUUGGCGACCCUCAGGGUAGGAAGGGACAGAGCCACAACCUGAGUAUGGCCACUGCAGCAUGUGAGCCUGUGGCCAGACCCAGCCUGACCUCCAUUUCGUCCGGGGAGCUGCGUAGCCUGUGGACAUGCGACUGCGAACUGGCCCUGCUGCCCCUGUCGCAGCUGCUCCGCCUACAGCCUGGUGCCUUCCAGCUGCGCGGUGAGCAGCUCGUGGUGCCUGGGCCCGGGGAAGCCGGGGCCCCGCGAGGAGGCUUCAAUGUCUUCGGGGAUGGCCUGGUGCGCCUCGACGGGCAGCUCUACCGCCUCAGCAGCUACAUCAAGAGAUACGUGGAACUGACCAACUACUGUGACUAUAAAGACUACAGGGAAACAAUACUGAGCAAACCCAUGCUAUUCUUUGUUAAUGUGCAGACCAACAAGGACAUCUCAAACGAAAGGACCUACGCGUUUCUUGUAAACACAAGGCACCCCAAGAUAAGAAGACAGAUAGAGCAAGGGAUGGACAUGGUCAUUUCCUCAGUGAUUGGAGAAAGCUAUAGACUUCAGUUUGAUUUCCAGGAAGUAGUGAGGAAUUUUUUCCCUCCGGGAACUAUCGUGCUAAAUGGAGACAAUCUGAGCUUCACCUACGAAUUCAAGGCAGAUGCCCUAUUUGAUUUCUUCUACUGGUUUGGGCUUAGCAAUUCCACUGUAAAAGUGCAUGGAAAGGUUCUGAACUUGACAAGUACAAACCCAGAAAAGAAAGAAACAAUCAAGUUAUUUCUGGAAAAAAUGAGCGAACCUCUAAUCCGAAGGAGUAGUUUCUCUGAUCGGAAAUUUAGCGUCACAUCUAGAGGUUCAAUAGAUGAUGUUUUUAACUGCAACCUGUCGCCCAGAUCAUCGGUUACAGAACCACUUUUGGCAGAAUUCUCAUUUCCAAGUGUUCAGGAAUCUGAAGAGACAUCCAGCCAACUUAUCUGACUGGUCUGAAUGUUCUAGCUGUCGCCCUUUGGAGGUCUGUGGAACACAGUGGAUUGAAGGGGUAAGAGGAGGCAGGGGGUGGACUUUCCAUCCCUUUGCCAGCCUCUGGCUCUUCAAGGUUCUAUAGAGGUUUCCCAUUUCCCUAGGCAAGGUGCCCUGGCUGGCCCAGUGGCUUCGAUCAGGGGUAUGAUCAUGGGAUGGAAGGACUUUGUCUCUAUGGCGUAGGGGGUCAUUGACAUUGAACACUUCUCUGAAGAAUCUGAAGAAUUCUCAGGGGCAACUAUGCAUGAACCUUUCUUAGCACCAUGGCACUAAGGAGACCUUCCUGGCGACCACUGUGGGAGGUACCCGACUGGGAUGCUAACCCUCGAUGUUUCCUGGAUCUCAGAAUGGCCCUUUGCAGCCAGCCGCCCCAGCAAGCCUCUGGAUUAAGCUCUUCUCUUGCAAAUGUGUUAGGUAAAGCCGGUACCAAUAUUUCCCUGGGAAACAAGUCUGGUGUCCAUCCUGCCAGUGGGAUGAACAUUCAAGAUACUGGCUGCUGAAGGAUCUCUGCAGGAUGAGCCCUCCCUGAAAUGUAAAAAGCCAGGUUGUCCUCCAAUCAACCAUUGACAAGAGAGGGCUCCUCCUCCCUGCAGGUAUACCAUAUAAGUUGGUGUUUGAAAUACUCUUUAGCAAUCUUAAUAUGAAAAGAAAAGCCUAGGGAAACUAAGCCAUUACCGGUACAUUGGACAGCAGGGUGCUUUCUGCUUCACAGCUCCAGUGGGAUUCAUUGAAAGGGGAAAAAAUAUCCAAUCUACAUAUGAAAGUUUGUGUGAGUGGCCAGGCUUGGUGCCUGUAACCCUAGCACUCAGGAGGUGGAGGCCGUAGAAUGAAGAGUUCAAGACCAUCCUUGGCUACAUAGGGACUUCAAGGCCAACUUGCUUUAUUAAUACAGAAGACUGUCUAAUAAAAACAAACCUGCAUCAUUGCAUAUGUGAAUUCCCAUCUGUACUCUUAAGGAAGCAAAUUUAUGGGCCCCUUGUAGCAUCUUUUCUGUCCUUCUAAAAAACUUAUUCAUUCCCAUGCUACAUAUUUUGAUAGCAAUGUUGAUGGCCAGCCAUUUGUAUCUGAGAUGUUACCUAGUACAUAUGCACAAUUAAAACUUUUCUUAGCAUUCAA
Molecule: messenger RNA, 2293 nt
Organism: Mastomys coucha (southern multimammate mouse)
Lineage: Eukaryota; Metazoa; Chordata; Mammalia; Rodentia; Muridae
Gene: Medag
Product: mesenteric estrogen dependent adipogenesis
Exons: 5
Coding region: 224-1135 (303 amino acids)
Cellular component (GO): cytoplasm
Source: RefSeq, a predicted model, not a curated record